Messenger RNA from Prosopis cineraria, 1313 nucleotides. Its product is annotated as proteasome subunit alpha type-1-A. NCBI's taxonomy places the organism in Eukaryota, Viridiplantae, Streptophyta, Magnoliopsida, Fabales, Fabaceae. The transcript is spliced from 2 exons. Gene Ontology annotation, cellular component: proteasome core complex, alpha-subunit complex; proteasome core complex. Gene Ontology annotation, biological process: ubiquitin-dependent protein catabolic process. Bases 143 to 982 code for a protein of 279 amino acids. The record is from RefSeq and is a predicted model, not a curated record.
GUGAAUUCCCCACAUAGUGAAGUCCUUUCAUCAGUUUUAUCUGUCUUGGGGAAGACGAAAGACCUUGUAGUUCCUAAUUUAAUAUUCGGAUUUCACUGCCAAAGAGGGAAACCCUCUGGCCAGGUGAACGACAUCGUGAGCAAUGUUCAGGAACCAGUACGACACGGACGUGACGACAUGGAGCCCCGCCGGUAGGCUGUUCCAGGUGGAGUACGCGAUGGAGGCAGUGAAACAAGGGUCCGCCGCAAUUGGACUCCGAUCCAAGACCCACGUGGUCCUUGCUUGUGUCAACAAGGCUAACUCCGAGCUUUCUUCUCACCAGAAAAAGAUCUUCAAGGUUGACGACCACAUCGGCGUUGCGAUCGCUGGUCUCACCGCCGAUGGUCGUGUUCUCUCCCGCUACAUGCGAUCCGAAUGUAUCAACUAUAACUAUACCUUCGAGUCUCCUCUUCCUGUCGGCCGACUCGUUGUUCAACUCGCUGAUAAGGCCCAGGUUUGUACUCAGCGAUCAUGGAAACGGCCUUAUGGUGUUGGUCUCCUGGUUGCUGGAUUAGAUGAAUCUGGAGCUCAUCUCUAUUACAACUGCCCGAGUGGAAACUACUUUGAAUAUCAGGCUUUCGCAAUUGGUUCUCGCUCACAAGCUGCAAAGACGUACUUAGAACGCAGGUUUGAGAAUUUUACGGGCUCCUCACGGGAAGAUCUGAUUAAAGACGCACUUAUUGCAACGAGGGAGACCUUGCAAGGGGAAAAACUCAAGAGUUCCAUAUGCACAGUUGCCGUGGUUGGAGUUGGUGAGCCGUUCCGCAUAUUGGACCAGGACACUGUACAACAGAUGAUUGAUGCCUUUGAAAUCGUGAGGGAGGAGGAAGUCCCUUCUGCUGAAUCUCAGCCAGCAAGUGGGGAGGAUGCCGGUGCUGAUCAUGGCCCGCCUGCUGAUCAAGGUGCUGGUGCAGACCAAGGUGUUGCUCCAAUGGAUAUUUGAUGACUUGAGAACCAGUAUCGCAGUUGUUGAAACGGAUCAUCUGGAGAUGAUUGGGUGGCAUGUUGAAUGUGUUUUGGGAUUGUGGGAAACGAAAUUUCUUAUGGAUCCUUUUCUUAAUCUGUUUGUUUGUACAAUUCAUCUCUGGCUCAUAAUUGUCAACAGUUUCAAGGCAGUUUCUUUUGGUCUUCCUCAGUGGCCGAUUUUCAAUAUGCUUAAAGAUAAAAUCUGCUGUGACAAAAAUGGUAGGCAGACUAGAGUGGCUGUGCUUAAUUAUUGUCGUGACUUUUUUUUUUUAACUUUGAAUUUGAACAAUUUUAGAGAGUUGUACUUA